GAAUGAGAUGGUUUGGUUUUUGCUUGGCCUGCCAUACGUUUGCUCCAACGUUGAAUUCAAGAGCUUCUCUACCCAUGCAAGUGAGCACCGGUGUGCAGUGGUGAAAUCGUCUACGUCUAAUCAAAUGACAAAGAAAUUUGUUGGUCGCGAUGGCUCUUUCUUGCCUGUUUCAUCACGAGAAAAUUUGCCAGCUUGGAGGCAAUUUACCCCCUCGCAAUUGCUCCUCAUAAGAGAGCAUUCUCAGUCGGCUCUUGCAGUUGACCCGACCAGCACAUUCAAUCUCCGGCCACCUGAGCUGCUCUUUGUGCGCUCAGUAUCUGACUACAUUCAGUGGUUUAGUGGGAAAUCUGUGCGAAGCUACAAGGCCUCAGCAGAUUUGGAGACAAGCCCAUGGAUUGAUGGUGAUUGCAAGCAGAUGCGAAUUCGCAUCCGUUACUUGCCUGCAUUGAAAACUCACUUGCGCCAGCUAGCUGCUCAGAAUGGCAAUUUUGAUCACCAUGAUAUCCUAAAUUUGGUUGAGAGGCUGGCUGCAGAACUGAUGCAGGAUUUACCUAGAUCUGCCAUGUUCAAGAACUUUGUGGAUUCUGAAAGUUCAAAGGAAGUCGUUGUUGUAUCCUCGGGUAUUGAGCCAAAAUGUUUUAAUAAAUUUUUGGUGCAUAUACUUUUGACCCAGGGCAAAUUUGACACGGAAAUUGAUCUUUUUGGUUUUCCAACACUAUUACAUUCUUUUGAAAAGGCUGGCCUCAUUCUUGAUGCCAACCAUCCUACUGAGGCUGAGGCCAACGAGAUACUUGCCACAUAUGUAAUGAGAGAUUUACGUGUGUUACCUUUGAGUACUUCAGCCUUUAGCAGAUGCUUGAAAUUUGCUAUGGACGGACUCAAGUAUUACUUUAAUACUGGACUAAUUGAGUACUCAGAUGUUCCUCUUGCCAGUUUGAGGGCCAUCAGAGCUGACGCAGAAGAGCAAUUGCGCUUGCUUGAAAAAUCAAAUCGUGACAAACUGGUCACCAUUCUAGUGAACUAUAACUUUGAAAAUGCUCCUGAACCUGAAAUUUUGGGUAGUGGUGAAGUUUUUGAAUUUGUGCCACAGUUGAAUCUGGAUCUUCCUGGCCAAAGUGAGGAUUCUAAAGAAGAACAAAUGUUGGCUCUUCAGAAACUCACUUCAACCAUUGACUCAUUCAGCAAUGUUGGGACAGCAUUUGUCAAAUUUCCUCUCUUAAUUGGCCCUCCUGGUGCGGGAAAAACCUACCUUCUGAUGUUGGCCGCUCUCUACGCCUUGUCCAAAGGCUUGAGGACAAUCACAACUGCAUUAACAGCAGAGCGCGCGCAAGUCCUUGGUGGGGAGCAUUUACACAUGUUAUUUUGCUUACCUGUGAGUAAAAGCAGCUUGCAGAGUGUCGCAAUUAUUGCUGAAAAAUGUCUUGGUAAUUUGGUAAGAAGUCCUAGAAAAUUAGCCCAUCUGAAACGGAUUGAUGUCUUAGUCAUUGAAGAAAUAGGCUUGAUCCCUGGUUAUUUAUUCAAUAUACUGGAUGUCGUUUUACGCCGGAUCAAAAGCACAAAUGUCCCCUUUGGUGGAGUUCUCAUCUUGGCAUCAGGUGAUCCAAAGCAAUUGAAACCUGUUGAUGGCACUGCAAUAUGGAUGAGUCCCAACAUUUACACUCUAUUCAAUGUUAUGUGUCUGCAAAACUUUGUGCGCUCACGGAGAGACUUUGACUUGCAAGAAAUUAUCAAGAAAAUGAGAAAGCCGAGUCUUGCAGCUGAAGAUGUUCAGUUUGUCGUAUCAACACUGUCAGCACGGUGUUUUCCACGCAACUUUGUCGCAUCAUGGAAUGAUGUGCCCGAUGAAUACCACAGGGUUGUUGGUAAAAAUGCAGCAGUCGCGGAUGCUGUACGAGUUUUCUUGGAUCAUAAGAAACAAACUCGUGGUUUGCAGCAUUGUAUAAUCACUUCAGAAGAUGAGACAGAGGUGAUUGGAGGCAAUUACAAGCCAGCCAACGCUAAAAUAAGCAAGCUUCUCACCCAUCAUUUGAAGGAACCCGCAGAACUGUUCUUGUAUGUUGGGCAAAUCUUACGCUUAACAUACAAUAACACCAGUUCAACUCGAAAUUGUCCUCGCUUCUCCCAAGGGCAGCUAGUUGUUGCUAUUGGGUUGCCUGAUAUGAAUCUUGCAAGAGAGGAACAGCGUAUUAAGGUGAAGCUGUUGCCACCUGGAUGUAGGAAUGUGGAUAGAAUACCACAAGAUGCAGAGGAGUUCUGGCUCUCACGUCGCUGGACCAUUCCAACAGCUGUUGGUUUCCCACGCUCCAAAGCUCGCAGGCUGCAGUUUCCACUUACUUAUUAUGUGUGCAGCACAGUUCAUCGUCUGCUAGGUGACUCGUGCUCAAAGCUUGCAACUCAAAUAAAUCCAGGCAAUCGCACAUAUUCUCUCUGGGAACGCGAUCAGUUGUUGGUUAUAAUCAGCAGAGUCUCCUCUCUUGAUGAUGUGUUGUUUGUGGGGUCUCAGCACGACACAAUGCAGGCCAUCACGGAACUCUUGAAUCAAACUAAUGUAUGGGAUGAUCGAAUUGACAAAAUAAUGUCUUCAGUUGACGCUUUGAGAGAUGGAGGUGGCAUUCUUCCGCCCAUCAAAUCACUGCCUUCUCUCAAUACUUCCAUUCCUUCUCAAAAUUGUGGAUUUACCACAAUGUUUGUGAGCAUCAACUUUCCUAACAAGUAUGAACUAUUGGAAGCAGCAUCAAUUGAAAAUGCUUUGUGGGAGUACAAUUAUUCUCGUUUGGAUAGCAGGAAUCAUUUCAAACCAUGGGCAGUAGCCGCCUUUGUUUGCGGGUUCCCUGGUGGAGGUGAUCAGCAUGAGAAUUUAGAGAUGCGCCAACAUUUUGAGGAGCAGUGGAGAGCCAAUAUAUAUGAACAACAUCAUAACACUGAAACCAGUCAUGAUGCGAUAUUAUGUGGUCAACAAACAUUUGCUGAUUUUCGGCAACGUUUUCAAAAUGCAUCAUCACUGGUCUUCAGGCAGUGCUGUGUGCUGCCGACUACAAGACCUGAAGUUGGUUCUCCAAUAAUAGAACCAAUUGCUGCUGAGGUCACCUUGCCCCCAAGAGAAAGUCAAAGACCGUUGCCUGAGGAUGUCGAAGUAAGAAGUUGCAACAAGAAAAGAAGACUAGAGUGACAGCAGAAGUAGCGUUUUCAAAGCAUCAUGAAAGAAGGGAGAGUUGGUAUUUGAGGAGAGGGAAUCCCUAAAUGGUGCCCGCCUCAACAUUCCAAUCGCUGCAUAAUUACAUGCGGCUCUAUGUAUCGCUUGAUGUACUGGAUGAGGCACAGGAACUUGAGGCUGCAUACUGCACUGUUAUGGUAACAUAAGGAUUAUGGAUGUCAGUUGGAGAGGGGGCUCUUAUGCAAUAUCCAAGUCGUGGUUACAAGCUGCUUAUCAGGCCUGUCCAGAAAAUGUUGAUAAUUGUGCCUGAUUCAUCUUGU
This is a messenger RNA of Hyalella azteca, 3474 nucleotides long. RefSeq lists its product as uncharacterized. The record is from RefSeq and is a predicted model, not a curated record. NCBI's taxonomy places the organism in Eukaryota, Metazoa, Arthropoda, Malacostraca, Amphipoda, Hyalellidae. Gene Ontology annotation, molecular function: DNA helicase activity. Gene Ontology annotation, biological process: telomere maintenance; DNA repair. Bases 8 to 3169 code for a protein of 1053 amino acids. The transcript is spliced from 2 exons.